Molecule: messenger RNA, 6493 nt
Organism: Megalopta genalis
Lineage: Eukaryota; Metazoa; Arthropoda; Insecta; Hymenoptera; Halictidae
Source: RefSeq, a predicted model, not a curated record
UCGUGGCUAAGCCAGUCGCUCGUUCGCCGCUCACCUAAACGGCUUUCACCUGGCCGAUUACGAGAAGAUUCUUGGCCCCGUCGAUCGAGAACGAUUUUUGCUGUUCACGUCCGCCGUCCACCGUGCGUAUGCACACGAAAAUCCCGGGUUUACGUGGCCGGUGAUCGGUGAUCGACCCGAACAUCGGCAUCGUGUCCGGAUGGUGACUCGUGUCGCCUCGAAGGAAAUCGUGUCGCCUUGAAGGAAACCGUGUUUCCAUGCGAGGAGCACCAGGUGACCAAGGAUUCGCGAGCGGAACCAGCUUCCCGAAAACGCUGCUCAUCGGUGCAGGAAGUGUGUCUUUGACUUCUGUGACGUGUGUCUCGACGUCUCGUCGGUAGCUAGUGGAGGAUCCGCUUCCGUCCAGCAGCCCGAUUGACAGGAUGUCAAAAAAUCAGCAACAAAAUGGAAUGAUACCAGGCGGUGGAGCGGACGAUUUUUCAGACGGCGAGAGCACCCCACUGACUCAGGACUAUGGCGACAGUCAGAGGACUGUCGUGGAAACGAAAGGAUGGGACGUGUUCCGGAAUCCACCGCCGAAAAUCGAUUCCGGCUCGAUGGCGAAUCAAAGAUGCCUCGAGAUGACGGUACAGAUCACGAAAGUCGUUGUAUACUUCUUAGUUUUUGUGAUAGUGUUAGGAAGCAGUGCAGUUGCAAAAGGAACAAUUUUAUUCAUGACGUCGCAGCUCAGAUCCAAUCGCUCGAUUGAUUAUUGCAAUAGGCAGUUAGGUCGGGAGAAACAAUUUAUAGCAACGCUGCCAGAAGAAGAGAGGAUAGCGUGGAUCUGGUGCAUCAUAAUCGCGUUCGCCGUGCCAGAGUUCGGCACGUUGAUCCGCAGCAUUCGAAUAUGCAUCUUCAAGUCGUGGAAGAAACCACCGCCUUCUCAUUUCCUUAUCGUUUUCCUCAUGGAGACCUUUCACGUGGUCGGGCUGGCACUAAUGUUUAUGGCAGUGCUUCCUGAUUUGGAUGUCGUCAAAGGUGCGAUGCUGACGAACUGCGUGUGCUUCGUACCUGGACUGCUAGGGCUACUGUCUCGGAAUAAAAACAAAGACGAGUCGAAAAGAUUUGUGUUGGUGCUGAUCGAUAUUGCCGCGCUCGCAGCCCAAGGAACAAGUUUCUUCCUCUGGCCGUUAUUGGAUAGCUCGCGACCAUCUCUAUGGCUGAUACCACCGGCGCUGUUCCUGGUCUCCUGCGGAUGGUGGGAAAAUUACAUUUCCAUGCAGAGUCCAAUCGGGUUCGUUCGGUCGCUGGGAAGAGUGAAGAAGGAAUUGAAACUGACACGAUACUUCACCUACAUGUUCAUAUCCGUUUGGAAGAUCGUGGCUUUCUUUAUCAGCACGCUGCUAAUACUUUACAUGAAAGGUGAUACCGUCGGACACUUGUUCACGAUGUUAAGCAGCGCCUUCGGGAGCCAUCAGAUUACUGUGUCGCAAGUGCGAUUCGACACGUCCAGUAGGAUCACUGAUAUUGCGGACGUGUUGGAAACCGGCGAGAAAAUACUGCGACCGGCGGACACGAUCACUCCAAUUUACGUUCUGCUAUUGCAAAUAUUUGGCGCUUACUUCGCAUACAUUUUUGGAAAAUUCGCCUGCAAAAUUCUGAUCCAGGGAUUCAGUUAUGCGUUCCCUGUGAAUCUGACGAUACCGGUGUCGAUCUCGUUAUUGAUCGCCGCCUGCGGUUUACGAAACGGCGAUCCCUGCUUCUUCCACGGCACAAUUCCGGAUUAUCUGUUCUACGAGUCGCCGCCCUUGUACUUCCUCAAUGAUUUCGUGUCGAAACAAUACGCCUGGGUAUGGCUGCUGUGGCUGCUGUCACAAACAUGGAUCACUCUACACGUAUGGACACCGAAGUGCGAACGUCUGGCUGCCACGGAGAAGCUAUUCGUGGUGCCUAUGUACGAUUCCCUGCUGAUCGAUCAGUCGAUGGGUCUGAAUAGGAAACGAGACGAUCAACCGGAAGUGAAAGUCGAGGAUCUCGCGGAGAUAGAGAAGGAAAAGGGAGAUGGAGAUUACGAAACCAUAUACGAGCGUACUGACGGCUCAACUACACCCCCGUCGGCCGUAAAAAGCAGCGAUCACGUAACUAGGAUCUAUGCCUGCGCGACGAUGUGGCACGAGAACAAAGAGGAAAUGAUGGAGUUCUUAAAGAGUAUUCUGCGCCUGGACGAGGAUCAAUGCGCGCGGCGUGUCACCCAAAAAUAUUUGAAGGUUGUCGACCCGGAUUACUACGAAUUCGAAACGCAUAUAUUUUUCGACGAUGCGUUCGAGCUGUCGGACCACAACGAGGACGAGUUGCAGGUGAACAGAUUCGUGAAAUUGUUGGUGGGCACCUUGGACGAGGCCGCGUCGGAUGUUCAUCAAACGAGAAUGCACGUCAGAGCCGCGAAGAAGUAUCCGACUCCUUAUGGUGGAAGACUGGUAUGGACGUUGCCCGGCAAAACGAAAAUGAUUGCCCAUCUGAAAGAUAAGAGCAAAAUUCGUCACAGGAAACGCUGGAGCCAGGUCAUGUAUAUGUACUACUUGCUUGGACAUCGGCUGAUGGAGUUACCAAUCAGUGUUGAUCGCAAAGAAGUGAUUGCGGAGAAUACUUACUUAUUGACACUUGACGGUGAUAUCGAUUUCCAACCGGCAGCCGUGAAAUUGCUCGUCGACUUGAUGAAAAAGAAUAAAAAUCUUGGUGCAGCUUGCGGUCGUAUUCAUCCCGUUGGUUCAGGUCCUAUGGUAUGGUAUCAGAUGUUCGAGUACGCGAUUGGUCAUUGGCUGCAAAAAGCAACCGAACACAUGAUCGGUUGCGUGCUCUGCAGUCCUGGUUGUUUCUCGCUCUUCCGAGGAAAAGCUCUGAUGGAUGAUAACGUGAUGAAAAAGUACACCACUAGAUCCGAUGAGGCAAGGCAUUACGUUCAGUACGAUCAGGGAGAGGAUCGAUGGCUUUGUACGCUGCUCCUGCAACGUGGCUACAGGGUCGAGUACUCAGCUGCCAGCGACGCUUACACCCACGCGCCUGAAGGAUUCAACGAAUUUUACAAUCAACGUCGUCGAUGGGUACCCUCGACCAUAGCCAAUAUCAUGGACCUUCUGAUGGAUGCGAAGCGAACGAUCAAAAUCAACGACAACAUAUCUCUUCCCUACAUUUCCUAUCAGAUUCUACUCAUGGGCGGCACCAUUUUGGGACCGGGCACGAUUUUCCUCAUGUUGGUGGGCGCGUUCGUGGCAGCCUUCAAGAUCGAUAACUGGACCAGCUUCUACUACAACAUCAUUCCCAUUCUUUUGUUCAUGCUCAUAUGUUUUACGUGUAAGGCAAACAUACAGCUUUUGUGCGCGCAAAUAUUGUCAACAGGAUACGCGAUGAUAAUGAUGGCCGUGAUCGUAGGUACUGCCCUCCAGCUCGGAGAGGACGGUAUCGGAUCACCUUCGGCCAUAUUCUUGAUAUCCUUAUCCAGUUCCUUUUUUAUAGCGGCUUGUUUGCAUCCGCAAGAGUUCUGGUGUAUCGUGCCCGGAAUUAUUUACCUGCUCUCGAUCCCAUCCAUGUAUCUGCUUUUGAUCCUCUAUUCGAUUAUCAAUUUGAACGUCGUCACGUGGGGCACCCGCGAAGUACAAGUGAAAAAGACGAAAAAGGUGUUCGUAGCAGGAAUAUUCAGCGCACUUUACGGCAUGGUGAUGGUCUCUGUCUUCGUUGGGAUCGCGAUAAACGUCGUCGAGGAUGGCACAGCACUAUCUCCGUCGGCUCUAUUUCUAAUGAUGAUGAUUGGUCAACUAGUGAUAGCCGCGUUUAUGCACCCUUCGGAAUACUAUUGCUUUAAAUAUAUUGUUGUAUACAUCAUAACACUACCCUCAAUGUACUUGCUGCUUAUUGUUUACUCAGUCGUUAAUCUGAAUGACAUUACCUGGGGCACGAGGGAGGUGAAGAAAAAAUUAACGGCAAAGGAACUCGAACAAGAGAAGAAGGAGGCCGAAGAGGCGAAACGAAAAGCGAAACACAAAUCCUUGCUAGGAUUCUUCCAAAACGGCGUCGGCGCGAACGACGACGAGGAAGGAUCGAUAGAAAUCUCUUUAGCAGGUCUAUUUAAAUGCAUGUUUUGCACGCACGGCCAAACUUCGGGUGAGAAGGAACAAUUGGUCACGAUCGGCGAAUCAUUGGAUCACCUUGGAAAACGUUUGGAAGUUAUCGAAAGGGCUGUAGAUCCGCAUGGACACGCGAGUAACAAACGGAGGGCUUCUUCGGUGGGUUCGCGAACAGCUGCUACUCUCGACGACAUCGGCGAAGAUCCUGCGGAGGAUCGGGAAUGUCACAGCGAUACUGAAACAGUGACUAGUCAGAACACAGAGGGAAAUCGAGAAGGCAACAAUUUCCCCAGUCGUCCGUUCUGGCUGAGCGACGAGGGAUUGAAGAAAGGUGAAAUUGAUGUGCUGUCGCUCCAAGAAGAACAAUUCUGGAAGGACCUAUUGGAGAAGUAUCUGUAUCCCAUCGACGAAGACAAAGCAGAAAAGGCACGAAUCGCCAAAGAUCUAAAGGACCUACGUGACCAGAGCGUGUUCGCGUUUUUUAUGCUGAAUGCCCUGUUCGUCCUGAUCGUCUUUCUGCUGCAAUUAAACAAAGACUUGUUGCACGUGAAGUGGCCUUUCGGUAUCAAGACGAACAUCACCUAUGACGAUCAAACGCAGGAGGUACGCAUCACAAAAGAAUACCUGCAACUAGAGCCGAUCGGCUUGGUAUUCGUAUUCUUCUUCGCUUUGAUAUUGGUGAUUCAAUUCACCGCGAUGUUGUUCCAUCGGUUCGGCACGUUCGCCCAUAUUUUGGCCAGCACCAGCCUGGAUUGGCACUGUUGCAAGAAGACCAAGGAUUUGUCAGACGAAGCACUGCUGCCGAAAGACGCGGUGGAAAUAGUCAGGGAUCUGCAGAGAUUAGACGGGAUGGAGGGCGAUUACGAAGAAGGCAGCGGCAGCGGACCUGGCAGAAGGAAGACCAUAAGGAACCUUGAAAAGAGCCGGCGAAAAACCCAGGCUAUCAAUACGCUCGAUGUCGCAUUCAGACAACGAUUCUUCAGCAUGUCCGAUGGGAACGGUCUGCCAAGGAACAUGUCAACGAGACGGUCUGCAAGGGCCUUCAAGGCCUUCGAGGGUCGUAGAAACAGCAUCAUGGCGAUGAGGCGAAAGUCGCAGAUGCAAACCCUGGGUGCGAAUAAUCCUUACGGCGUAGCUGGGAAUCCUCUGGGGAUCCAAGGUCGUCCUUCGCGAAGCAGUCAGAUAUCCGUGAAGGAUGUUUUCGAGGGUCACGCCGGCCACACGAACUCCGCCUACGAGCCAGAUGAGAACACUGGGAACAGCCUCAGACUGCAAAAUUUAGGUCAAAGUACGUGGAGAGAUACUAACCCCAACAUCUAACGCGCAACUAUUACAUGAACCUAGAACGUGACCUACCGACAACUUUAUCGAGCCGCGUGCAAGUCGGACGAAGAGAAGCUCACCUUUAAGGCCGUGAAUGCACGGGCGUUUUCCGGCGUUUUGUACGCUGCGUUUUCUUCGUCAUUUGCCACAUGCGAUUAUUCAUUGUAGCGUACGAAACGCGGCGCGCAAGACACCGAGAAAGGUCGCCAGUAAGGAUAAUAGAAUCGUAAACAGUAUUGCCAGGAAAUGAAUGAUUAGAAUGGAAAUCUUUUUGCUCUGUUGCCCGUGUCUCUCGCAAUCGCCGACAAACUGAAAUUGGCGAUUGCGGAGCAAGGUGGAAAAGCUAUUCUUUCUCGCGUUACACAUUUCCUGGCGACACUGAUUGUAGGAUUCCAUCUGUCGCGUAUUUCAGCGCUUCCUAUGACAAUUAUUUACUUUAAUUUGAAAAUGCGUAUGUUGUAAGAAUGGCUAGAACGGUAUGAAAAAGACUGCCCUUGUGUAGAAUAAUUUAUGAUCGAAUGAGUGUUACGGGACUGUCUUUAAACACACAACAAGAAAGCCAACAAGAGAUCCCAGGAUAAAGAAGAAUCGUUAUUUGAACGACUUCGUUAGGCGGCUAUGCUUUUAUAACGCAAUGAAAGCCCAUAAUUCGAGAUGCUUAUAGACAGUCCUGGGUAGGAAACGAUUUUUUUUACUCGUGACUAGAUAUUUAAGAGCAAAUAAACUGACCGGUGAAUAGCAAUAUUUUGUAGGACAACCGCCGUAUGAGAGUCCCCGGUUGAAUAGUAUAACUAUCAUAGGCGAUAAUUUAUCGUAAAUAUCCUUGUUAAUUUGUAUCGUAUUAGCGAGGACACGCUAUCACUUGUACGUGACCAGUUAUCACAGCGACGACGCUUACAUUCCUUCUUGCUCCCCUAAACGUGAUACCGCUGUUAUAUAUUUAAUCGACAGACCUCUUCUUUGUACAUACCGCGCGCGCGUACUUGUAAAGCGAUCUAUGGAAAAAAUUGCAUUGAUUGUAAAUGGAAUAAUGAGAUCGUGCGAUCAAGAACAUUCGCAAGGAAAAUUCA